This is a messenger RNA of Impatiens glandulifera, 720 nucleotides long. RefSeq names its product auxin-responsive protein SAUR21-like. The transcript has a single exon. Gene Ontology annotation, biological process: response to auxin. The record is from RefSeq and is a predicted model, not a curated record. Bases 232 to 513 code for a protein of 93 amino acids. Lineage: Eukaryota; Viridiplantae; Streptophyta; Magnoliopsida; Ericales; Balsaminaceae.
UGAUGUGUACUUUCUUCUUUUGCAAAGACAUGGCAUGUGAUUUUCAAUGAACCAAAUUCAUCUUCACUUCAUACACAAUAAAUGCAUAUCUUUACACUAUAGCAGUCAUUACCUAUAGGCUAUGUAUAUAUAUAUACAUCUCUCCCAUCCAACCAUCAUCACUUCAUCUCUUUCUUUUAAACAAUCUAUUCUUUCAAUCCCAAAUACCACAAGUACUACUUGAUUGAAAUCAUGGGUUUUCGCUUGCCAGCAAUUGUUCUAGCCAAGCACGCAAUUCGCCGUGCUCUAUCUACUCCAGUAUCUAUGGAUGUACCAAAAGGUCAUCUUGCCGUAUAUGUAGGAGAAACAGAAAAAAAACGCCACAUAGUCCCCAUCUCAUACUUGAAAUGUCCUUCUUUUCAGAGUUUGCUUAGCAAGGCAGAAGAAGAGUUUGGGUUUGAUCAUCCAAUGGGUGGUCUUACAAUUAUCUGCACAGAAGAAGACUUUUUUUAUAUCACCAACAACUUGAAUUGAUCACGAGUUGCAAGGACAAGACAAAGUUCUAACACAACUAACAAAAAGCCUCAGUUCAAAAUUUUUGGUUGUUUCAGUCUCAACUUCAAUUGUACAUUCAUGAUAUUGAGAGUCAUACAAUGUAGACGGAUACAAAUGUACCAUACUUCUUUAGCAUAAAGAAUAUAGGAAUAUAAAUCUCUUUUGUUGAAUAAACUCUCACAUAUA